Messenger RNA from Acanthoscelides obtectus, 536 nucleotides. Lineage: Eukaryota; Metazoa; Arthropoda; Insecta; Coleoptera; Chrysomelidae. The record is from the annotation of a GenBank genome assembly.
GUAGUUUUUGGGACCUGCGGUGAACUCUUGACGUCUAGGAUUUUUUAUGAUCCUGAUCCGUCUAAAAAUAGAUAUAUCAUGGUUUGUCUGACGGACCUUGACCUUUUUCUCGGGGCUGUGUUAUUGAACAACAAUAACGCACAUCUCGCAAAUUUGGGUGUACCCGUCUCCCCGAAGAUUCCAUAUGUGAGAGCAUCCUUCAGAACACACCCAAAUCUAUCUAUCAGCAGAAGGGCUGCUUUGGUGGGCUUACCCAAAAAAGUACUGCGUGGUAUGAUUAAGGAUGAUUUUACAGUAGAGGAAAUUGAAAGACUGAAAAAAGAGGGACAGAGUAAAGAAAAGGAAAAAUAAGGGGCAAGAAUAAACUCUACUCUACAUACAACGUUGGAAGAUAAUUGAUUGGAGGCUCAUUGAAAAGCACGAAAAAUAUAUGCGUUUGUGACGUGAAGUUUGUUCUGAAAGGAGCAAUAAUGCUGUGUUUGACAUUUUUAGUCAUAUUGAUUCGCAUAAGCAUGCAAUUUUAGUGUUAUGUGUAC